UGUGACGAAACACAAUUGUUUGGAUUAUUAUCUGCCCAAUGAUUUUGCUUAUUGAGCAUUAAGUGUUUGAUGAAAGUUGUCCUAAUAUAAGCUGCACCUCUUUCUGCCUACUUUGCUUCAAAACCAAACAAAGUGUGUAGAGUUGAGGAGAAAGCAGACAACAUGAGUAGCAUGCCUGCAAAAUUGUUGGUCACAAUUUUGUACAUCUUCCUGGUGUCUCUUCCUGUGUACAUGUCACCACAUCAUGUUAACACAGACACAAAGAAUCUCAGAAGUAGUAGCAGUGGCCACAGGAGCAAAGGUACUGGUGGUGGUGGUGGCUCAGCCAAAGGUUGCAACCACAGCAACACCACCCCAUGUAAAAAAUCUACUACCAUUCAAGCAGUUCCAGCUUCACCCCCUCUUGUUUUUGCAGACCAAAGACUUCAAGUAGUGUAUCCAGUAAUCCAAAAGUUCAAAUCUUCCAUCACUUCUGAUCCUCUGGGGGUGACCAACACUUGGGUUGGAUCAGACAUAUGCAGCUACAGAGGCUUCUACUGUGACACUCCUCCUGACAACACUUCUGCCACUGCUUUGGCCUCUGUUGACUUCAAUGGUUUUCAGCUUGCUGCUUCCACCCUUGAUGGCUUCAUUGAUAACCUCCCUGAUAUUGCUCUCUUCCAUGCCAAUUCCAACAGUUUUGGUGGCACAAUCUCACCCCAAAUAGCCAAACUCCCUUACCUAUAUGAGCUUGAUGUUAGCAACAAUCAGUUAUCUGGUCCAUUUCCCUCUGCUGUCCUGGGCAUGACUGGUUUAACAUUCUUGGACUUGAGGUUCAACUUUUUCUCUGGGGCAGUGCCACCACAGAUAUUCAUACAGAACCUCCAAGUCCUUUUCAUAAACAACAACAUCUUCACUCAAGGGUUGCCUGAUAACUUAGCCACCACUCAGAUUCUCUUACUCACCUUAGCAAACAACAAGUUCAUGGGUCCAAUCCCAAGAAGUCUUCCCAAGGCUUUGGCCUCUCUAAGUGAAGUGUUACUACUUAACAACCAGUUAACAGGUUGUUUGCCUUAUGAGAUUGGUUUUCUUCAAGAGUCCACAGUGUUUGAUGCUGGGAACAACCAAUUGACAGGCCCUUUGCCUUUAUCUUUGAGCUGUCUGCAGAAGGUGGAGGUGCUCAAUUUGGGUGGUAAUCUUUUGUAUGGCAUGGUGCCAGAAGUGGUGUGUGCAGGGUUGGUGAAUUUGGUCAACUUUUCAUUAUCAGAUAACUAUUUCACACAUGUGGGGCCAUUCUGUAGGAUGCUGAUUCAGAGAGGGGUUCUUGAUGUUAGCAACAAUUGUAUUCCUGAUCUUCCCUUUCAGAGAUCAGUGUUUGAGUGUGCUGAGUUCUUUGCAACACCAAGGAUGUGUCCCUUCAUCUGGCUUUAUAGCCUCAUCCCUUGUAAGCUUCCUUUUCAAAAUCCCAUUCCUUAGAUGCUUAAGGCAUUUGGGUUGCAAUUCUUAUUUUGUAACUCGACUUUGUGAUGCUCAAUCCAUGUUCAAAUAAUUUCUGCAUUUCUGCAUUUGAAGGCUAUCAAUCAAUUUGGUAUCUAAGAUCAGGAUCAACUUGAUUUCUGAUUUUAUUCUUAUACCGUUAGGGAUGAAAUUUGACAGUAGAGACAAUUUCAGAAACUAAGAAAAGGUGCUCCAUCAACAGUAAAAGCAGAGAAUCUAAAUUUCCAUAGAAAGGGGCUUUUUCCAAAGCACAUAUGGUCCUAGAAUUUGUGUUAAUGCAGGGAUAAGCAAUUGUUUGUCAGACAAAGUCACAUUUGUUUUUCUCAGCUACCACACUAUCUUGCUUUUUUCUUCUUUCCAAUUGAUGAUAACAUAAGUAAUGGCCUGGUCCCUCAUGAUGCAUAAAAAGGAGCUCACAUGGCAAGUGAAGUAAAGACAAAUCAGUGAAAUUACAACAUUUCAUGUAUGGUUUCUGAAUAAAUGUUAAUUUAUUGAUACACUGCAUAACUUUUGCAAUCUUGUAUAGCACUGAUUGAUCAGACAGACAUUGAGACAGUUUUCUGUUCAUUUUGACAAAGAAAAAGAAGAGAAAACUAUGGGAAAUUAACUCAACUGCUCCCAUGAUGAGGAAUUGAUAGGUAAUGAAUGUAGUUCAGCCAUGCAUGGCCAUGCGUUCCAGCUCAAAAAGAGACCAACAAUGCAUAAUUUUAUUAUUAACUCUGUGAUAUUCAUCUAAACAGCCUUGUCACUAGGCACUGUUCUUGGAUUUCUAAGGUUUUAAAUGUCAACGGAAACAUGCAAAUAACCCAAGUGGGAUUUCUUGGGAAACCAAAUUAUAUUUAUAUAUAUGA
Molecule: messenger RNA, 2327 nt
Organism: Vigna umbellata (rice bean)
Lineage: Eukaryota; Viridiplantae; Streptophyta; Magnoliopsida; Fabales; Fabaceae
Molecular function (GO): protein binding
Source: RefSeq, a predicted model, not a curated record